ACGGAAGCGGAAUCUCAAAAACCUACUGGCAGCGUUUCAGUGACGGUCUUCAGCAGCUCCGGUUACUGUUCGGGAAAGGGAGAAAUACAGGCUGGAUCCUUUUGAAUGAUGUUGAGUUGAUUUAAAAAAAAAAAAAAAGUAAAACCAGUUUGACACACUGGACACAACAGAAGUCCAGAACACACAACUCCCUGACAUCCUGUGUUUUGUGGCGGAAAGCGAGGCAGAUGUUCCUCCACGGGGCUUGUUUACGUGUGAAGCGUGUCCUCUCUUGCACUCUCUCGCUCUGAGACGCCGCCAUGGCUGUGUUUCCCGUCGUGUCCAGGCUCACUUGGAGGACCAAGUAUCUGCUCUUGCUAGUGCUGUGUGCGUGUGUGAUAGUGUGGAUUGUGUCCAUCUCUGACAGCCAUGUGAAGACCCGUGAGCAGGUGCUGACUGCCACCAAGGCUCGGCUGGAGAAGCAGCAGGAUGAAGUGGAUAAGGAACGAGGGGUGAAAGACCUCUGCCCAGAAAAAUCACCACUGCUCCGUGGAUCUGUGAGUUUGACGUUCGAGCCGUCUCUGACGCUCGGUCAGGUGGGGGCGGAGAACAGAGAUGUGGUGGGGGGACAGUAUGAACCGAGCAAGUGUACAGCGAGGCAGAAUGUCGCCAUUCUCAUCCCUCACCGGAACCGAGAGAAACACCUGCUGUACCUGUUGCACCACCUUCACCCAUUUCUGCAGCGGCAGCAGCUCCACUACGCCAUCUACAUCAUCCACCAGGCUGGUGAUGCAAUGUUUAACAGGGCAAAGUUGUUGAACAUCGGUUAUCUGGAGGCUCUGAAAGACUUCAACUGGGACUGUUUCAUCUUUCACGAUGUUGAUCUCGUCCCGGAAAACGAUCACAACUUGUACAUGUGUGAAGCACAACCGAAGCACUUAGUGGUGGGCCGAAACUCCACCGGGUACAAACUGAGAUAUAAAGGUUAUUUUGGAGGCGUGACAGCGAUGUCCAAGGAGCAGUUCGCCAAAGUGAAUGGUUUUCCGAACACCUACUGGGGCUGGGGAGGGGAAGACGAUGACCUGCGCAUACGGGUGCAGCUGCAGGGGAUGAAGAUCGUGCGCCCGCCUGCCAUAAUUGCUCGCUACACCAUGGUGUUUCACCAAAGAGACAACGGCAACGAGGUGAAUAGGAGCAGACUUCUUCCUCUCCUGCAGGAUGCGUUUGCUGGGACAGACGCCUCAGACGUGGAGGAAGGACGGUCUGAACUCCUGUUCGUACAAAACUCUGUCAGUGGAGCGUCCUGCGCUGUACAUUAACAUCACGGUGGAUAUCGGCAUACCGCCAGCCAUGCCCUGAGAGCCUCCUGCACCGUACGUUAACAUCCAUGUGACGGAGUGGGCGGAGUCUCUCGGAUGGUUUUCAAGGCGAGUGUUGCAGGUUCGUCACGUUAAAGACACUUCACUUGGGCUUGGAGCAGGUGAUCAAACUCCUCCAUUCCUCUCUGUGCACACUGAGGGGGUGAAUUUUCAGCCCUAUCAGGAAAAAAAAGGGACCACCAGAGGCCAGAACUGUGACUCGCCAGACAUUUUCAUAUUCCAGUGAUUGUUUAGGACAGCAGGCUCCGCCCCCUGAUUGAUUGUGUUGUGUAGAAAAUUAGGAAUAAUUCUGCCUGGGCCCCAGACCACAACUGGGUCCUGGUUCUUCUGCUGGAACUGUGCCUCGAGUCUCAUAGUUCUUGAAAGAGUUCCUGUGGUGGAAACACGCCUCGUACCAGGAAGUGACACUGUCACACUAGUUGUAUUAUCACACACACACACACGCACACUGAGAGCUACUCAUGUGUAAACCACCCAAACCUUCCUGUCGAUAAACAUUACAGCAUCGCUUACUAUUUAUUCCUCGCUAUCCGCUCUGAUCCUCUAAUCAUUUGCGAGGGGAAACAAAAGAAAGGACUUUGCAGUUUGGAUUAUCUCUGAAGGGUGGAGUCAAGUUUUAAAUAAAGAAUUUCUCUUGAACUGUGAGUCUAGUCAAUUGAACUGAACGUAUCUCCAAACACCUUUUAAUACUGAGUAGAUUUCUUAAAAACAUGGCUACCAUCAACAAUCAGCCCUCAGAGGCAUUUCAAGAGGUAUUUAUUAUUAUUAUUAUUAUUAUGAAACUUGUACUUUGCUAAUUUGUGGGUUUUUUUUUUUUUUUUUAAUUGUUCUGUGUAUUUUUGCAAGAACUGGCCACGAUGAGCGCUGUUUAUGAGCAGUGCUUGGACCCUGCUGAUCGCUGCUUGCAGUUGUAGUGUAUAAUGAUUAUUUAAGGUAAAUGUGAUAAUUAUGAGAUGAAAACAGGAUGCUGCGCUCUAAAAACGUAACAGUGAGGAUGGCAGGGUUUGGGUGUGUGUUUAUACUGAGAGAGUUUACAGAACUUCAUGAAGGUUCUGGUCUCAAUGGUGUGUGUUUUUUUUUUGUUUGUUUGUUUGUUUUUUUUUGUGGACUGCAUUUAAAAAAAAAAAAAACUUUCAAAAUUCUGCAAAUCGCGUGUGUGUGUGUGUGAGGAUAAAUUUUGUGAGUGAGACAUAGCCAUGCACUGUUUCUCUUUCGGAGAGUUUUUGUGUGAAUGAUGAGGUUUUGGUUAUUUUGGAGCGGUGGGAUUUUCUGUAUGAUGGAGAAGAAAUGUAGAAACCUAAAACACUUAAAGUACUUUAGCAAUAUGGACAUACAGAUGUCCUUAUUUACAGAAAUGUGUGUUACACUUGUAUAGGGGUUGUUAAAUGAGGUGUGGGUGUGUGUGUGUGUGUGUGUGUAUACUGUUAACACUAUGAUAGACCUUCAGUUUAAAUUGGCUCAAAAAAGGUUUGCCAGUAAACUGAAGUCAGAAAAAUAUGAAGGUUCUUUUUAGAAAAACAUAAUUAUAAUAAUAAUGUGAUACAAAUAAAAAAAAUUCACAUUUUAUACUGUAUAGCUGACAUUAAGUGAAAUCAGAACUUUUAGCUCGCUAAUCUAAAUGGUUUUGUUCGGUUAUUCACAUUUGAGGCAGCGAGUGUAAAAAGUUGUGCAGUUAAAUUUGUUUUCUAAUCAGAAGAUGAAUAAAUCUCAGUACAGCUGAAGAACUGGGCAGCAUGAAGGACGUGUGUGUGUUUAUUAUUUGCUGCUGAGAUGCUCUGAAGGAGAGAAUGUCAGAUUAAAUGCCUUAUUGUUUACAGCAUUAUUUUGUGUUUUUGUUUAUUAAUCCAAGUUUAUGGUAACGAGUCAAAUUUAAGCCCCUUUUUGUUUUUUGUUUUUAAUUUGAUCAGUUUACUGUUGGUGCACAAGUUGAAUGUUACUCUGAGUAUCUGUACAUUACAUUAAUAUAAUUAAUGAAGAGCGUUUUUUUCUUUGCAUUGUGCUCUUCUUUUGCUUUUAUAUCUUUUUUUUCUGUUUAUUUUAUAAAGUUAUACACCAAAAAAAAAACCUAUCUGUAGUUUCUCUGGUGCACUGCUGUAAUUCUGAGUGGUGGUGGGUUUUAGGACUCGGAUAAAUCAUUUAUUUAAGGAUGAAUAUGUUGGUCUGGGUUUUUUCUUUCUUUCUUCUUCCCGUGAUUUUGCUCUGAAGGACAGAUUUCAACUCAUGUAUGGAGUGGAUCUUAUAACUGAGGUUAUUUUAUUUCAUCCAAUUACAGAUGUGAUUUUAGAGGGCAUACAAUGUGAUCAUUUUAUCUCCAGUUUCUAUUUAUCUUUUGCUAUUUUUCUUUCACUCUUGAUUAUAUUUUUAUUCUUGCGCUUUCAGAAUUUUGUUCAUUUAUUAAUUUUGCUUAUUGUAGGUCAUAAAAUAAUAAAUAUUUAAUCACGUGUUAUUUUGGUACUAAGAUUUAUAUUAUUAGUAACUUGAAUUGAAGGAUUUUAUGAAUUUAGAUAUUUAAAAUUAUAACAGUAACAAUGAAUAAGAAUACAUUAUGGAUGAAAUAAUUUAUUAAUAUUUAGUUGCAGUGUGUCUCCAGCAGGUGACGCCACUCAAACUCGGAGUUCUCUUCACUGUUUGAAUCGGGGUUCGGGUCCUUCCGCGCCCUCUAGCGGUAGGGAGUUAUAACGCGGUUAUAACUGAAACAUAAGCAUGUAAAUGAACCCCCCGCCCUGAGUGUAAUAAAAUUUAUAUUACAGUUUA
Neoarius graeffei (lesser salmon catfish) is the source of this 4112-nucleotide messenger RNA. RefSeq names its product UDP-Gal:betaGlcNAc beta 1,4- galactosyltransferase, polypeptide 4 (gene b4galt4). The record is from RefSeq and is a predicted model, not a curated record. Gene Ontology annotation, biological process: carbohydrate metabolic process. Gene Ontology annotation, molecular function: glycosyltransferase activity. NCBI's taxonomy places the organism in Eukaryota, Metazoa, Chordata, Actinopteri, Siluriformes, Ariidae. Bases 300 to 1298 code for a protein of 332 amino acids. The transcript is spliced from 7 exons.